UUUUUUCUUCGCCUUUCCGUCCAUUACGGUUCUUCGUCACCACUCUAUCCUUUUUAACCGGGACAACAUGGCAGCCUCAGCGGGACGUUACUACAGCGAGGACGGCAGGGCGACGAAGCGGCAGAAGACCGACGGAAUGUCCACGGGCUAUGAAGAUCCUCAUAAGACCCUUCCGUCGGUAGUGGUGCACGUCCGGGGGCUGGUGGACGGCGUCACAGAGGCCGACCUCGUGGAGGCUCUCCAGGAAUUUGGAGCCAUCAGCUAUGUAGUGGUGAUGCCUAAGAAGCGCCAGGCGUUGGUGGAGUAUGAAGACAUGAACGGAUCCUCCACAGCCGUGACGUACGCUGCAGACAACCAGGUUUACAUUGCUGGACACCCUGCGUUCAUCAACUACUCCACCAGCCAGAAGAUCUCCAGGCCCGGGGACUCGGACGACUCCAGGAGCGUCAACAACGUGCUCCUGCUCACCAUCAUGAACCCCAUCUACCCCAUCACCACGGAUGUCCUCUACACAAUCUGCAACAACUGUGGGCCUGUGCAGAGAAUCGUGAUCUUCAGGAAGAACGGCGUGCAGGCCAUGGUGGAGUUUGACUCUGUGCAAAGCGCCCAGCGGGCCAAAGCUUCACUCAACGGAGCAGACAUCUACUCUGGCUGCUGCACGCUGAAGAUCGAGUAUGCAAAGCCCACUCGCCUGAACGUGUUCAAGAACGACCAGGACACCUGGGACUACACAAACCCCAACCUGGGGGGCCCAGAUGGUGAUGCAGAUGGCAAUGGGAGCAGUUCAGAAGAUGUGAAUGCCAAUCCCAACAAGCGCCAGAGGCAGCCCGCCCUGCUGGGAGACCACCCUCCAGAGUACGGAGGUGGAUAUCACGGCUACGAUGACAGCUACGGAUCCCCGCCCUACGAGGGCCGCCGUAUGGGGCCGCCCAUGAGGGGGCGUGGAGGGCGGAGCUACGGCCCCGGGUACGGACCUCCGCCCCCGCCGCCCGGAGAGUACGGCGCUCACGCAGACUCUCCGGUGGUCAUGGUCUACGGACUGGAGCCGGUCAAGAUGAACGCCGACCGCGUCUUCAACAUCUUCUGUCUGUACGGAAACGUGGAGCGGGUGAAGUUCAUGAAGAGUAAGCCGGGCGCCGCCAUGGUGGAGAUGGGAGACUGUUACGCGGUGGACCGCGCCAUCACUCACCUCAACAACACCUUCCUGUUCGGACAGAAGCUCAACGUGUGUGUGUCCAAGCAGCAGGCCAUCGUGCCGGGUCAGUGCUACGAGCUGGAGGACGGCUCCAGCAGCUUCAAAGACUUCCACGGCUCCAGAAACAACCGCUUCACCUCCCCGGAGCAGGCCGCCAAGAACCGCAUCCAGCACCCCAGCAACGUGCUGCACUUCUUCAACGCCCAGCCGGACGUCACCACGGAGAUCUUCACUCAGAUCUGUGAGGAGAUCGGUGUCAAGAACCCCGUCAACGUGAAAAUGUUCACCGGGAAAAGUGGCGCAGCUCCCAGUGACCGCAGCGCCUCAGGGCUGCUGGAGUGGGAGUCCAUCAACGACGCCAUGGAGGCGCUGGCCCUGAUCAACCACUACCAGAUGAAGAACGCAGGAGGUCCGUACCCAUACACCCUCAAACUGUGCUUCUCCACCGUUCAGCACGCCAACUGAGCCCCGGAGGACCGCCACCCGCCAUUCCCAAGUUCACGCUCAAAUCGACCAUGAAUGCAGAAAAUACACCGGGGUCAAAGUUCAACAGCUCACCGGCUCAAAUGCGACCUUCCAGAGUUCAGUUGACCCUGUAAUUGUUUUGUAAUUGGUACAAGAGGCAGACCUGUCGUGUUUUGAUACGUGAGCCCCGCCUGUGGUUUGUAGACUUUCAGGUUUUGGUUUUUUUUUUUUUUGUUUUUUUUUUUCUUUGUGUGUGUGUUCGGCGUUGAGUUGACCUUCUGACUUUUUGUACGGAGCUCUUGAGGAACCUGUCAGAGUUUCUGAAUCAGGCAGUUUGAUGCUGGCUCGACUCGCCCGCAGUGAACGUGACGCUUUUGUAAACUUUUAGGAUACAGCCUUUUUAUUUGAAACGCCGCCCGUCGAGUCCUGCGUCUCCGUCUGAUCUGCAGGCAGGAGAGGGUUUUUUGUUCAAACAAAAUAAAUUAAACCAAAAACUAAAGCUGCU
This is a messenger RNA of Salarias fasciatus (jewelled blenny), 2165 nucleotides long. Its product is annotated as heterogeneous nuclear ribonucleoprotein L-like. The coding region runs from base 68 to 1660 and encodes 530 amino acids. NCBI's taxonomy places the organism in Eukaryota, Metazoa, Chordata, Actinopteri, Blenniiformes, Blenniidae. Gene Ontology annotation, cellular component: nucleus. The transcript has 14 exons. Gene Ontology annotation, molecular function: RNA binding. Gene Ontology annotation, biological process: mRNA processing. The record is from RefSeq and is a predicted model, not a curated record.